CCUAGGUAUAUUUGAGUUGACUGUGUUGGCAUCAGCUUCUACAUUGCAGUUUACUUUUCUGAUAAAUAUUAAAAUAUUAUAUCACACGGUCGCCUGUAAUUAUAUGUGGUUGCCUACUUGUCUUUAUGUCCUACUUAGGCCAAACUAACCACAAAUUAUCUUGCUGGGGAUGGAUAGAUGAAGACAAGAAUGUUCUGUGAAACUAACCUGUGUGAUCUGUGGUAGACGCAUGCACAUGUUAUUGAGCGUAAACACUUUAUCCCAUUCCUAAACGUACUUACCUGGAAUUUAGAGAUCAUUUUCUGCGUUUCCUGAUUAUGGAAUAUUCGAGCGAUUCGGAACUAAGUGACAGUGACCGGGAGCUUCAAGAAGCUUUUGCCGAAGGGAAGCUAAAGCCCGGACUAAACACUGUGCAGGAAGUGCCAAAGAAACGCGUCAAUAAUGUUGAAGGUCUAAAGCAAAAACUGGUAGAAAUCUCGUUGGAUCUGCCUUGGCUUGAGAAACUAGACAGUGUUAAUGAGCAAGCCCCGUUGGCUCCUGAAUUGGCUGCACAAUUAUUAAUGCAUGAAGAAAAGCGCGAAAAUCAGUUUAAAAACAAUAAGAAACUCGUGCAGUUGAAGCCCCACGAGGAUCCCGUUCUGAACGACUUCAAGAGGGAAAUGCUUUUCCAACGACAAGCCCAAGCAGCCGUUCUAGAAGCUAUUCCAAAAUUGAAGGCACUUGGUUUACCCACCAAAAGGCCCGAUGAUUAUUUCGCGGAAAUGGCGAAAACCGAUGAGCACAUGCAGAAAAUUCGGGAACACUUGAUGAAAAAACAGCAGCAGCAACAACGGAGUGAAAGGGUCAAACAGUUGAGGCAGCAAAAGAAGGAAGGAAAAAUGAUGCAAAUUCAAACGAAACUUCAACGAGAACAGGAGAAGAAAGAAAUGCUGGACCAAGUCAAAAAAUACCGCAAAGGCGCUUCUAAAGAUCUGGACUUUUUGGAUUCGAAAAAAAGCAAAUCCAUUUCAAGAAAAUCCCUGGAGAAGCGAAAAAUGAAAAAUAAAAAGUUCGGUUUCGGGGGCAAGAAGAAGGGUUUGAAACGGAAUACCAACGACAGUGCCGCAGAUAUCAGCGAGUACAGGAGGCCCAAGCCAACGAAGAAAACCAAGGAUGCCAAGGGAAAAGGUAAAUCGAACAACCGACCAGGGAAAAAUAGGAGAUCUAAAAUUAGAAAUAAGAAAUAAUUCUUAUGCUGAAUUCACUCUGUACAUAUGAUACCGUUUAUUAAUUAUUUCCAAUCUUGAUGUCUCAUUCAAAUAAAAAGCAGCGGGUACACUUGCUUAGUAUCGUUUUAA
Dendroctonus ponderosae (mountain pine beetle) is the source of this 1337-nucleotide messenger RNA. Its product is annotated as probable rRNA-processing protein EBP2 homolog. Bases 318 to 1226 code for a protein of 302 amino acids. Gene Ontology annotation, cellular component: nucleolus; preribosome, large subunit precursor; nuclear periphery. The transcript is spliced from 4 exons. Gene Ontology annotation, biological process: rRNA processing; ribosomal large subunit biogenesis. Lineage: Eukaryota; Metazoa; Arthropoda; Insecta; Coleoptera; Curculionidae. The record is from RefSeq and is a predicted model, not a curated record.